AGUACCUACCCUACCCUACCCUGCCAGCUUCAACGUCCUUUCCAUGUUCCAUGAUCCAUCUGCCUCGCCUGCGGCCUGGCCUGCUUGCCCAUGCCCAUGCCCAUGCCCAUGCCCAUGCCCAUGUCAUGGAUGUGAGGCAGGGCAUCGCCCAGCCAGAAUGACGAGACCCUCAAUCUUCCAAUCUUCGAACCCAACUUCCUUGCCAUACCUGACUUUUGCACGCACUUUGCUACUGUAAUUUACUGUACCGAUUCCAUGACCCGAUCGAUAAGCUAAAUUAUAUUAUAUUACUUUAACUCCAUAACUUAUUCUGUUCUACUUAUAAUGCUAUCCACAUUUUCUGUUAUCAGUCGCGCUUGUCCUUCCUAGCCUGGCUCCCUUCCAUCUUUCCCGCACCCGCACUUAGUCCCUCCAACACAAAUUGGAUACUACUGGCCUGGACUGGACUGGACUGCUGGACUUUUAACUUUCUAGUCCACCACGGGAGCCAGCCAAAUUCUCUAACUACCUCCAUACCUAGUCCUUCAUCUCGCCAUAGAGUGAGUACCUUACAGUCCUUACAGCUGUCUCCUCAUUUCCUUCCCGCUCCCCUCUCCUCCACUCGCAGCGGAGUACCUGGUUGAGAUACAUCCCCCGUCGUCAUCGCCAUUGGGGUACUCUGGGGACAACACCACCUACAAUAUGUCGUUACCAACAUCGCAAUCCGGGUUUGGUUCUGCUCGGAGGAUGCGAGCUUCCUCUACAGGCUCGCAUUCCAGCCCAAGACUGAUUCCUGGCUCGUCUGAGCCCUCGCCAGAUGGAGCUUCAGACGUGAACUAUGGUUCUUUCCGGGGACGGCCAGACACACAGACUUCGCAGUUCUCUACGCUCAAUGCUGCCACAGCUUCUGGACAUCGAGAACCAACAAGGUCGUCUGUACAUCUCUCCUACCGAGGCGGCCCUCCAGUACACAUCGACAAUACAUUCACUGCUCGAAGUGUUCGCGAAGAUACUGCAGAAUUGGCGUCAUAUGCCCUUUCUGAUAGAGCGUCGGCAAGGAGCGUGUCCCCUCCCCGCCAGCGGCCGGCGCAGACGUCCCUCGAAUCAUACUUCAACCUAGGCACAGAGGACGAACGCUCUCCAGUGAGAAAUGCUGAAGGAUUGCACAACCAUAUCAUCGAAGAAGUAUCCGAGCCAGUGUCGCCGGAGAGCAGCCCGUCUUCGGUCAAAGCUCCUGGCACUUCUGCCCUUACAGACAUGCUGAAGCGAUCUCCUCCAAACACACCACCCAAAAGCAGCGAAGAAGGUGGGGAGGAUGCGGAGGGCCUGAAUGGAAACUGGGAUGAGGGAAGUCCGCGGCAACGCCAACCAGUUCUAACAUCAAAGGGUGUGGAUGCCGAACCGACGGAACGAACAUCACUGUUGGGAAAAGAUACGAGAUUCGAGGCUCAUCAUCCCGACUGGAUCCGCGGAGAGCAAGACGUUGAGAGACAGAGUGUUAAGCGGGCACCAGCAUGGCCAAAGCUACGGAACGUUGUAAUGUGGCCACGGGAGAAAGGAAUCGACGUUGCCCGUACGGUUCUCGAUCCGAGAGCGUGGGAUAGAAAAGCAAUUUGGCAGCACGCGGUAAAAGAACCCGUCGUGGCACUUCCGGCAGUCAUCCUUGGCAUUUUGCUCAAUAUUUUGGAUGCUCUAUCAUAUGGAAUGAUUCUGUUUCCUCUUGGGCAAGCCGUCUUCGCAAAGCUUGGCGCUGCUGGUAUAGCCAUGUUCUACGUAAGCUGUAUAGUAUCCCAAAUGGUAUACUCAUGCGGUGGCAGUAAGUUUAAAGGUGGAGUCGGGUCUGAGAUGAUCGAAGUCGUACCAUUCUUCCACAAGAUGGCUUUCCUGAUUCUGAAUCGUGUUGGAGAAGAAAAUCCGACAGCUGUCAUUGCUACGACAAUAAUAUCUUACGCACUGAGCAGUGUUCUCACUGGAUUGAUCUUCUUCCUGAUGGGGUCGUUCGGAUUCGGAUAUAUCGUUGGCUUCAUCCCGAGACAUAUCCUCAUCGGAUGCAUCGGUGGUGUGGGUCUUUUCUUACUCAUGACAGGUUUGGAGGUUUGUGCUGGGCUAAAUGGGAACCUCAAUCUCGACCUCAUUACAUUAAAGAAGCUGUUUGAGCCUGAAACGUUUCUUCUGUGGAUAAUUCCGCUUGCUUUGGCCAUCAUACUCUUUGCCGCGCAGCACAGAUAUGACUCGAAGUAUCUGCUUCCCAUAUACAUUCUUUGCAUACCAGCGGUCUUCUACUUUUUCGUUUUCUCUACAGAUCAGCUAAACGUGGAGGAUCUAACAAAAAGUGGAUGGAUUUUCGAGGGACCAGAAGCUGGAGAGCCCUGGUGGUACUUUUACACGCUAUACGACUUCAAACUCGUUCACUGGGGUGCUGUUGCAGAGACUAUUCCAUCCAUGUUAGCCCUGACCUUUUUCGGUGUCCUCCAUGUACCGAUCAACGUACCAUCUCUCGGGUUUAAGCUCGGUAUAGAUGAUGUUGACCUUGAUCGAGAAUUGAUGGCUCACGGCGUGUCAAACGCCUUGUCGGGAUUCGCAGGCAGCAUUCAGAAUUAUCUUGUCUAUACCAACAGUGUUCUCUUCAUCAACUCUGGUGGAGAUAAUCGGAUGGCAGGUGUCAUGCUUGCCCUCGGUACUGCUGGAGUGAUGGCAAUUGGCCCUGGAAUCAUUGGAUAUAUCCCAGUCAUGAUGGUCGGUACACUCAUCUUCGUACUUGGCCUUGAACUUGUAAAAGAGGCUCUAUGGGUUCCGUUUAAGAAGCUUAAGUCUCUCGAGUAUUUUACAGUUGUUGUGAUUGUUUUUGCAAUGGGUCUUUAUGACUUUGUUGCUGGCAUCGCUAUCGGAAUUGGGCUUGCUUUCUGCUCUUUGAUCUUCCAGACAUCUACCGUCCCGGCUGUCAGGGCCUCCUAUUCAGGCGAAGUCGCAGGAUCUACAGUUCGCAGAAAUCCAACACAGUACCGCUAUCUACGAGACGUAGGACAACAGAUUCAUGUUACUAAAUUGGCGGGAUACCUAUUCUUUGGCACCAUUGUCAGCGUAGAAGACAGAAUCAAGGCCUUGAUUGAAGAGGAGGCAUUCCACCGACGCCCUAUUCGAUUCCUCAUAUUCGACCUCGCCCACGUUACCGGGGUUGACUACUCUGCUGCUGAGGCCUUCAAUAGGCUCAGUCGGAUCUUGGGCCUGAAGGGAGUUACAUUACUCAUGAGCGGCGUGCGGGAUGAGAGUGCAAUCGGUAAAGGUCUCAGAGCUACUGGGGUCGGAGACGGUGCGAAUGAAGUCAAGAUGUUUGAGGACCUUAACUCUGCGCUCGAGAGCUGCGAGAACGAACUUCUCAAAACUUUUUACGCUAGCAGAGAUGCGCGCGCCAUUCGCAAUGCCCCAACACCACAUAUUGACGCUCCUACCAGGCCACGAAGUACUUCACAUACUUUCGACACCCAGUUCAGCUCACCACGUCGAAACCAGCUCCACCGUGCCGCCACUACGACACUGGACGAUACUCCGGGUGAAUCGCGAUAUUUGAACUUCAAAGAGCCACUACGUCUGAUUUUGCAGACAUUUCAAGGAUUGACCGACAAGAACGAAGACUUUUGGUUCCAGAGUCUACCCUUCUUCGUCAAGAAACAGUAUGCCGCCGGCACGAUCCUUUAUGAACGUGGCGAGCAAGCGAAGGGCUUCUACCUCCUCGAAGACGGUAUCUUGAGGGCAGAUUACGAGCUGCCCCAGGGCCGCUACUUCGAAAGCAUCGUCGCAGGCACUACCUGCGGCGAGCUCCCAUUCUUCUCAGAAACCGACAGAACAGCAACUGUCCAAGCCGAACGCGACUGUGUCACCUGGCUCAUGGACAGAGACAACUGGGAAAAGCUGCAAAAGACUGAGCCUGCAGUCGCGCAAGAGCUGCUGCGAAUUUCGCUCAAGCUUACGAGCGAGAGAAUGAGCGCCAUCACGUCGUAUGUAUUAACAACUGCUGGCUGAUUGCGAGAAUGUAUAUAAUGUGUCUAUAAUAUAAGUGGUUGCGCGGGGAAAAUGCAUGAGGGCAGACAUGGGUUGCUGUCCUCCGUUGGAGGUCAAUCUGAUAUUGUAUAGCAUUGCGAGGAGUCUCGGAUAUGGUAUGAAAAAAGUGUCUGUCCUUGUAUAAUCAUUAGCUGUGUGCAUGGCAUGGCGAACAUGGAAAUUGAAUAGUCAGCAAUGGAAUCAUUUCCAAGCUUACACUCAGCGGGUCCCAGAAUACCAAGUUAAACAAUUGAAGUUCCGUUUCGUUUUACAAGUCCACUUCUCGGAGAAUUCACCCGGUGAGCCCGCCGACUUGCCAUCCAAGGCUCUCUGCUCGCUUCGAGCCUGGGUUCAUUCACAAGUAUGCGGCUCAGGAUCAUAUGGAGAAGGGAUAGAAGCCAUGAGCGUGUAGCUGCUUUGAGAUAUAUUUUGUUGGACUGUCUCAAGCAUAAGUGUAUGCUGCAACAGGUUGUGAGUGAGAAGUUGUCAUGCAGUGACGAGAACGGAGAGCUGGAGUUAGUGGAGCCAAUAGAAGUAGGCAUUUGGCUCUGCACGAAUCAAUCUCCGAGGGAAUAUAAAUCUGGGUACAUAAGCACGGCAGUAAAGCCCAUUCGUCUUUUUGAGAAGCAAAGUACUCCUGUAUCGCUUUGGGAUUGAGCAGCGCUUCUGCUCUCAUCAUCUCCACCACAUUCCACCAACUGCAUCAGCCCUCUACAAAAGAGUUGACCUUUUUAUAACUAAAUUCAUAGUAGAGCCAAAGCGAAUCAACCAAAACUUCGAGACUAUUGCAGAUAGCUCUCCCAACUUAUGGUCUGCGAACCCCGAGGCUCAAUUCUUGAAAGAUGUGCUGAUUUAGGUGGGAUCUGGGAUGGUGGGUAUUUGAAGGCGAAGAAGGACAUUUUCUGCAAAGACAGAUAAGUAGUCUAGGGUCGAUUUGAUGCGACACUUUUUUCUUUUUCAAAUGGUGAUCAUCUGGGGUUCUCAGAUUCUGUGUCUGAUAUUCGACGAGAUGUAUUUGAUAUGGACGAGCGAAGACUUCGUGGGGACUUCAUUUCGAAUUGGGUCGAGUUGAGAAAGGAGCAGAACAUAUGUAGUGUAAAUUAUUGACUCAAAUCCACACAAGUAUGACAAAAAUGGCGUCCUGGUGCCGUAGACUAUAUCCCAAGAAGUAUUUGGGGAUAGACCUAUUGCUAUCUCAAGAAUAGGACGAUGGGAACGGAGAGACAUCAUUCCUCCAAAGUAACAACCAAAAGAACUAUUUCAUGAAUUGUCAUUAAGCAUGCACAAACUUUUGUGUACAAUAAAGCAUCCGCAUUACCUUUUUAUAUCUAUGACGGCGCAGCUCCCUUCCAGUACCUGCUCGGCACGAACGGCAUUUUCGUAACCUUCGCCUUUCGCUUCUUGCCUCGAACAACAACCUCCACAUCUGUACCAGACUUGUGGAGACCAUCCUUGAUAUACCCCAUGGCGACAUUCUUUCCCAAGGUCGGACUUGGACAUCCACUCGUGAUGUUGCCGAUCUUCUCUCCUUUCUCAUUGACAAUCUCAGCUCCCUCUCUGGCCGGGGCACCCUCGACAAUCAAGCCGAUUCUCCUCCUCUCGACACCAGCGCCACCUUUGCUCUUGGGUUUCAGUUGACCGAGGAUGAUAUCCGAGCCGUGGAAUCCUCCAGACUCUCUCCUGUCCUUCCCAAUAAUCCAGCUAAGUGCCGCCUCGACAGGCGUAGUGGAGUCGUCCAGAUCAUGGCCGUAAAGGCACAUGCCAGCCUCCAAUCUCAAACUAUCUCUAGCUCCCAACCCAGCGAGUUGAAGUUGUUCCGGGCCAGCACUCUGCAGUAGAGUCUCUGUAACAAUAACAGCCUCUGAUUCCGGAAUAGAGAUCUCAAAACCAUCCUCGCCAGUAUAGCCACCUCUACUCACCAACAACGGACUCGAGAUCUCCCCGUUCAACAGCUUGAUCUUGAUGAACUUGCUUGAACCAAAAUACAUCUCCUUCAACUCAUUCUCUGUAGGCUCAACCAUCAAUCUCCCCAGGAUACUUGCACUUAGCGGUCCCUGUAGAGCAACCAACCCC
Molecule: messenger RNA, 6090 nt
Organism: Cadophora gregata
Lineage: Eukaryota; Fungi; Ascomycota; Leotiomycetes; Helotiales; Ploettnerulaceae
Exons: 6
Coding region: 682-3999 (1105 amino acids)
Cellular component (GO): membrane
Source: RefSeq, a predicted model, not a curated record